AUUUUUUUCUGGGAGCCUGCGAAGACUGGAAAAGACAAAAACAACAGCAUCCGAACAAUCUUCAAUCCGCUUUUCGCAAAUCGCUGCCCAUUCCUCCCUUCUCUUAAUCCUGCAUCUUAGUCUCCAUUUUCUGCUCGUGACCGACCGCUAAGCGUUUCCCAUGGCAGGGCCGCGCGCGCCCAUCGGCAGUCUGUCUCAGCACGCCGCGACCGCCGCCAACCUCGUGCGUGGCAUGGUUCCCAAGAUGUUCACCCGCACCGACCCAAAGCGGCCUAACAAGGCCGACGAACCCGUGGAGAGCGACAGCGACAGCGCCAGCGACAGCGACAGCACGAGCGAGAUCUCAGAGAGCGACGAGGCCCACAGAGAGGAUACGAAGGACUGGGCGAUGAACUUGAAGGCGAAGAAGGCCUCGGCGGUGUCGCCCACGGCAGGCAAGCCGAUCAAGGUCGAACAACCUACCUCUUCCAAGAUUAAGAUAGAGAGCCCUCCCACCAUGCCCAACAUCAAGAGCCGCGGUGGUUCCGAAUCGUCCUCAAGCAAGAGCGACAGCGAGAGCGACAACGAGAGCGAGAGCGACAGCCAAGCAGCCAAGACAGACUCGAAAACAGAUAACAAAGGCGCACGGAACGGAGACCCCAAGGCAGAGAAGGCGACCAAACGGGAGACCGAUUCUGACUCCGAUUCUGACUCCGAGUCCGAAGGUCAGUCCAGCGAUGAGAAGGCGCCUACCGUAAAGCCAAAGGCCAUUCCUGGCUCGAAGAAUAUCAAGAAGGAACCGUCUACAUCGUCAGCCUCUGAAUCCAGCAGUGAGAGCGAGAGCGAAAGCGAGUCCAGCGACGAGGAAUCUGGGCCUGGCCCUGAGGCUGCCGUGAAGGCGGACCGCUCUCCGAAGAAGAGCUCUGCCUCGGACGAUGAAUCGACCUCUGAGAGCGAGAGCGAGAAGAAACCCUUGCACAAAACCAAGACGAAGGCGCCAGCUCAAAGUGGAAGCAAGGGUGACGGAGAGAGUGGUGGCGAGCCGAAGCCCCCGCAGAAGUCCAAAAAAAUGGACUCAGUCCAGAGCACCAAUGGCGCGAAGGUCGACGUGAAUGCAAAAAAGGCCGUGCCUGCCAAAUCAACGAAGCCGGCGACCUCCGUGAAUGGCACCGCCAAGAGCAAAGAGUUCGUCAAUGACUCUAGCGGUUCAAACGACGCUGAAUCGGCUGAGAGCGAGACAUCGGCCUCGGAUUCUGAGCGCGAAGGUCCAGCGCAGUCUAUGGCCGUCGGGAAGCAGAGCGAAAAGACCGCAAUAUUUGGUACUUCACCGCACCCAAAUCCGUUCCUAUCGAGGUCAUCCAGAAACACGCCAUUCCCCUGGACAAGGUUCAAGCCGGAAAGUCUAUCUUCGCCCACGAGGGAGCCGAGUACACUGGCCAUUUUGAGGAGCCAGUGAGUCAUGCAAUUAAGGUCUUAAUUCCGGGGAAGACGGGAACCAAAUAUGAGACUCGUAUGUCACUGAUUCUUGGGAUCAACCUUGCCUCACCC
Thermothielavioides terrestris NRRL 8126 is the source of this 1527-nucleotide messenger RNA. RefSeq lists its product as uncharacterized. The record is from RefSeq and is a predicted model, not a curated record. The coding region runs from base 161 to 1435 and encodes 424 amino acids. NCBI's taxonomy places the organism in Eukaryota, Fungi, Ascomycota, Sordariomycetes, Sordariales, Chaetomiaceae. The transcript is spliced from 2 exons.